Megalobrama amblycephala (Wuchang bream) is the source of this 2338-nucleotide messenger RNA. RefSeq names its product zinc finger protein 513a (gene znf513a). The record is from RefSeq and is a predicted model, not a curated record. Bases 487 to 2127 code for a protein of 546 amino acids. NCBI's taxonomy places the organism in Eukaryota, Metazoa, Chordata, Actinopteri, Cypriniformes, Xenocyprididae. Gene Ontology annotation, cellular component: nucleus. Gene Ontology annotation, molecular function: DNA-binding transcription factor activity; RNA polymerase II cis-regulatory region sequence-specific DNA binding. Gene Ontology annotation, biological process: regulation of transcription by RNA polymerase II. The transcript has 5 exons.
GCACGUACCCGGAAACGCGUAACCGGGGAAACGGAUAUACGCAACGUAGCGGAAGAAAAAUGUAUACAAUGGCAAUUUAGAAAUCAAUUAAGUUCUGAAAAAAGAGCAUUAAUUGCCUUUCUUUGCGGUCGCUGUGUUGUGGAAUGGCGGACUGAGAGCAGCAGCGCAGCGUCACACCCGCGGGUUCGCAGCUCGGAUCGGUCGCGUCAAGCAGAAAGAGCAGGUAUAUUUCUGACAUCUGCUGAGCUGGACACACAGCUGAGUUCAGGGUUUAGAUCUGUGUUACACAGCGACAGGAUAAACGCACGCAUUCAGUGCGUGUACAUGAAUACAGACUGCAUUCUGUCGCACUACGAGUUCAACAUAUCCUGUAUGAGCUAUAAAUAACGCCAGUCUUAUUUAUGUUAAAUGACACUGUGAGGAGAAUGAGUGGAUUAUUGGCGAGGGAAUCCAGAGGAGGCUGCAAAUAAAAAGGCUGACUGGAAGAUGCCAAGAAGAAAACAGCAGAAUCCACAACCUGUCAAGUUGGAUUCUGAAGAUGGUUUAGGCACUGUACGUCCAGCAAGCCUUACCUUUGAGAGCGACUUUCUCCUGGGACAAGAACUCGAGUUCUCAGAUCCUGACAAUGACAGCAAGAUCAUAGGCCUUGAAAAGUUCUCAGCUGACAUCAGUCUGCCUGGCUUCCCCCUGGGAGACGAGGAGAGCUCCCCCUUCAGCCGCCUCAGUAUGGAGAGUGACGCUGACGACCUCCGCGCAACCGAAAGCGAGCGUGAAGAGAGGGUUUCUGAGUCUGCCUUUCCCUCUUACCUCUCUUGCAGGGGCUGUGGUCAGCUCCUGGAAGACCCCCUGGGACCCGGCAUGGACUUGGUGGGGCCCUACUGCAUGCGCUGCUGCAAAGGGAAUGCGGACGGCGUUGUGGACAGGAAGCUCUGCUCGGGCUUAGGCUUACAAGCGGAGUCUAGAGGGGGAGGGAAUGAGGGCGCCGGUGGCGAGGAUGAUACCUUGAAGCUCCACUCGUGCACGCUCUGUGGUUUUACUUCGCGCUACACUAACCACGUUAAGAGGCACAUGAAGACUCACAACGGCGAAAAGCCAUACGGGUGUCCGCUGUGCUCCUAUGCGUCGGCGCAACUAGUGAACCUGCAAAGGCACUUGCGCAUACACACCGGAGAAAAGCCCUAUAAAUGCAAUCACUGCACAUUUGCAUGCAGUUCCUUGGGGAACCUGAAGAGGCACCAGCGCAUGCAUGCAGCCGUAAGCCCGGGUCAGAGUGCCACUCAGCCUGUCAGUGGCAGCUGUUUAAAUCACACUACUGUGGGUCAGAAGGAAAAGGAAGCGGCUCCUGCCCCCACUGAUGAAGUUGCAGGUGCUGUGCAAUCUGUCUCACGUCCCCACGUGGGAAGAGAUGGGAACUACUUGCAGACCUUUGAUGGCCUCAGGGUUGCACAGCAGUCAUCGACAGGGGUGUUGCAGUCAGGACAGGCUCCUUCUGAACCCCCCAUGUUCUUCCCCUUCACUUGUCGUCUAUGCGGCAUGGCCCUGGAUGACGAGGACGGAUCCUCAGCCCAGAUCUGCGCCAAGUGCACCCUGGAGAUGCUGACUAAGGACACACCAGGUUGCCCCGCUGAGCGAGGGGACAAGGUCUACACCUGUGCUGCCUGCCCCUUUCUCACCCACUACCCAAACCACCUGGCCCGCCACAUGAAGACCCACAGCGGAGAGAAGCCAUACAAGUGCCCGCAGUGCGACUACGCCUCCGCCCACUUUGACAACCUCAAGCGGCACCAUCGUGUGCACACUGGGGAGAAACCCUACAAGUGCCACCUGUGUGACUAUGCCUGCGGCAACCUGGCUAAUCUCAAGAGGCACCAACGGGUGCAUUCGGGUGCCAAACCCUUUCAGUGUGCAAUCUGCAACUACAGCUGCAAUCAGAGUAUGAACCUGAAGCGGCACAUGUUGCGCCACACGGGUGAGAAGCCCCAUAAGUGCCAAGAGUGUGGCUACACCACUGGCCACUGGGACAACUACAAACGACAUCAGAAGAAGCACAGCCUGACUACAGAUGGCUGGGUUAAAGUGCAGAUGCCUGGAAAUGAGGAAGAGGUGGAGGACGAGGAAGAGGUGUAGCCUCUUAUUGCAAGACAGUCGUCCAUAUGAGAUUUUACUGAAUUGUUGGUUGUCCUUCUUUUCUUUUGUGCCCAGAAUUAUUUUUUAGAAUUGUUCACAAGCUGCUACAUAAAGUCAUGCACAAAUUUAAAGGGAUAGUUCACCCUAAAAUGAAAAUUAUCCCAUGAUUUACUCACCCUCAAGCCAUCCUAGGUGUAUAUGACCAUCUUCU